AUGGCUAACACAGCUGCUGCUUAUUCCUCGGCCAUCGAUGACUCCUCUUCAAUUGCAAGCGACGAUGAGGUCUCAAGACCUGCUCCAGUAAGAAGAAGAUCCUCUUUGUUCUCCAUAAUCUCAGAUUCUGAACCUCCUUUGCCUCCUCCAGAUGAAAAAGAUAUAAUUGCCUUUACCUCAGAUACUCGUCAUUUCAACAUGGUGAGGAACCUACAUCUCGCUGACUUGAUUACUUGUAUGAAUGGCUUUUCCGGUUUCUACUCCAUCAUCUCAUGUUUGAGAUUUAUUCUUACAAAACAGUCUCAUUAUGUUCAAAGAGCUCAUUUUUUCAUUGCUUUAGGCUUGUUUUUUGAUUUUUUCGAUGGCAAAGUCGCAAGAUUAAGAAAUAAAGCUUCCUUAAUGGGCCAGGAAUUGGAUUCUUUAGCCGAUUUGAUAUCUUUUGGUGUUGCUCCUGCUUCAAUUGCAUUUUCUUUGGGUUUCCAAACCACUGUUGACGUCUUAAUCUUAUCUUUCUUUGUCUUGUGUGGCUUAACAAGACUAGCUAGAUUUAAUGUAACGGUCGCUAAUAUACCAAAAGACCAAUCCGGCAAGUCUCAAUAUUUCGAAGGUUUACCAAUUCCAACAAGUUUAUCUCUAGUAGCUACAAUGGCCUUUUGGGUUUACAAAGGUUGGUAUUCGUCUGAAUUGGGACUACCUUGUGGUGUUCUUUUUUCAAAUAACUUUUUCGAAUUCCACCCAAUAAUUUUAUUAUUUUUCAUUCAUGGUUGUUGUAUGGUUUCAAAAAGUUUACACGUUCCCAAGCCUUAA
Messenger RNA from Ascoidea rubescens DSM 1968, 807 nucleotides. It is a transcript of the gene CHO1, whose product is annotated as CDP-diacylglycerol-serine O-phosphatidyltransferase. Gene Ontology annotation, cellular component: membrane. The coding region runs from base 1 to 807 and encodes 268 amino acids. The transcript has a single exon. Lineage: Eukaryota; Fungi; Ascomycota; Saccharomycetes; Ascoideales; Ascoideaceae. The record is from RefSeq and is a predicted model, not a curated record. Gene Ontology annotation, biological process: phospholipid biosynthetic process. Gene Ontology annotation, molecular function: phosphotransferase activity, for other substituted phosphate groups.